UACCAGGGAACCGCGCGAGUGUACGGAUCGCAAUUCAAGCCCUCCAGUAGUCCAGCUGCUGCCGUUCGUUUCGGAUUAAGUUCAAAGUUGUUUUUCUCUCUUUGGUUUGGGCUUGUUGUUUUUCGUCGGUUUGGUGGCAUCAGCGCAUUGUCGGCAGGGAAAGUGUGCAAAGUGGAAUUGUGUCUUUUGGUGGUCAGGUUUUGUUGGUUGCUCAAAAUAUUAUUACCAAAUCGUCUGUGUGCCAGCUCCGUUAGUAUUCCGUAAUUGGUUGAUGUGCUUCGUUCGAGUCUUCGUCGGUCGUUACAAGUGAAAGCGACACGUGGAUAAUUUGCGGAUGAAGGCAGGCGCCCAGUUCAGUCCAGGAAGAGUGUGAUUCACUGUGUGUGAUAGCGUUAAGCUUCGUGUAGCAGAGGGUAGCAGGCGCGGCAACUGGAAGCACGAAGAGCUUGCAGCCAUUUUCGGUUAUUCAACACCUCCGUGGAUAUUAUUCAACAACCAGCGCGGUGUUAUCUUUGUGCAGUUUUCGCCAAUUAGCACAUAAACGUAACUCGCGUCAUCAGAGAAGUAGCAGAGAAUGUCCGCAAAAGCAAUACGCGAAGCCACCGGCAAGGAUAUCAUCAACAGACACCUCGUUGGAGAACACGGUGCUGCCAAGUGCCGAUUUGCAUCCGUCGAUGAGAGCACACAAUGGACCCAGCUCGUUGCCGAUCACCCCUGGUUGGAAACCACUCCCCUUGUAGUCAAACCGGAUCAGUUGAUCAAGCGACGAGGAAAGCUAGGGCUGAUCGCUGUUAACAAGAACUUCACCCAGGUCAAACAAUGGGUCGACGAGCGUAUGGGCAAAGACCAGAAGGUGGGCAAUACCACCGGCAAGUUGCGAAACUUCAUCAUCGAACCCUUCGUCCCACAUAAAGAUAACGAAGAAGCAUAUGUGUGUAUUUACUCUCACCGAACGGCGGACACUAUUUUAUUCUACCAUCAAGGAGGUGUCGACAUCGGAGAUGUAGACUCCAAAGCACUGAAGCUCGAUGUACCUGUUGGACAAGAUGUCUCCCUGGAGAGCAUCGAAAAGGCGUUACUCACUGAAGUAGCAGCCGCUAAAAAGAAGAGAGUCGCCAGUUUUAUCUUUAAUUUGUACAAACUUUAUGUAGAUCUGUACUUUACGUAUCUGGAAAUCAACCCUCUGGUGGUGACAGACAGUUCCAUCUACAUUCUGGAUCUGGCAGCAAAAAUUGACGCCACAGCCGAUUUCGUCUGCCGUCCCAAAUGGGGUGAGAUUGACUACCCACCUCCAUUCGGACGCGAUGCCUACCCGGAGGAGGCAUACAUCGCCGAUCUGGACGCCAAAAGCGGUGCUUCGUUGAAGCUAACCAUCCUUAACCGGAACGGUCGAAUAUGGACCAUGGUUGCCGGUGGUGGCGCUAGUGUUAUCUAUGCCGACACCAUUUGUGACUUGGGAGGUGCCACCGAACUGGCCAACUAUGGUGAAUACAGUGGUGCACCGUCGGAACAGCAAACCUACGAGUACGCCAAGACUGUCCUCAGUCUGAUGACCAGCAGUCCGAAACAUCCACUGGGCAAGGUACUAAUUACCGGUGGAGGUAUCGCCAACUUUACCAACGUGGCAGCUACCUUUAGCGGCAUUAUUACUGCCCUGCGAGAGUUCCAGCAGAAGCUUGUCGAUCACAAUGUAUCGAUCUUUGUUCGUCGUGCUGGGCCCAACUAUCAGGAAGGUUUGAGGAAAAUGCGUGAAAUCGGAAGCACGUUGGGAAUUCCACUGUUUGUAUUCGGCCCGGAAACGCACAUGACCGCCAUCUGUGGCAUGGCCCUUGGUACUAAGCCAAUUCCAAAGAGUUGUAAUGUUCAUUUUGCGACGGCUAAUUUCCUGCUUCCAGGAGGACAACAGGCUGCCGAUGCCGCCAAGAAGUCGUCCGCCGCCGGCAACGAUGUCGCCAAUGCAACAGCAACCAGCACAACAACAACACCACCAAGCGCAAUACAAUCGGCUGCGACGACCGCCAACAGCAACAACGGUGCCAGCAGCCGCCCAGUUAAGACCAGUGGAACAGCGGUCAAGUACUCCCAGGUAGAUGUUGGCUCCGGCGAAUAUCAACGAAUGUUCACCAAUCGUACCAAGGCGCUGGUCUGGGGAAUGCAGACACGUGCCGUCCAAUCGAUGUUGGACUUCGAUUUCAUUUGUCGGCGCGAUGAACCGUCCGUGGUGGCCAUGGUUUACCCAUUCACCGGGUACCACAAGCAGAAAUUCUACUGGGGCCACAAGGAGGUGCUGAUUCCGGUGUACUCGAAGAUGUCCGAGGCCAUCAACAAGCACAAGGAAGCUGACGUAUUGGUGAACUUUGCUUCGCUACGUUCCGCCUACGAAAGCUCGAUGGAGGUGCUGGACUACCCGCAGAUCCGUACGAUUGCCAUCAUUGCCGAAGGUAUUCCGGAAAAUUAUACGCGCAAACUGAACAUGGCAGCUCGUUCAAAGAAUGUUUCCAUCAUUGGACCGGCCACGGUCGGUGGUGUCAAGCCGGGAUGUUUCAAGAUUGGCAACACCGGUGGUAUGUUGGAUAACAUCCUGCACUCGAAACUGUACCGUCCAGGAAGUGUGGCCUACGUUUCUCGUUCCGGUGGUAUGUCUAACGAGUUGAACAACAUUAUUUCGUUGACCACUAAUGGCGUGUUCGAGGGUGUGGCCAUUGGAGGUGACCGUUAUCCGGGAACUACCUUUAUGGAUCACAUUCUUCGAUACCAAGCCGAUCCAGAUGCAAAGAUGAUUGUGCUGUUGGGUGAAGUGGGUGGCGUCGAGGAGUAUGAAGUUUGCGAAGCUCUUCAGAAUGGACAGAUCACAAAGCCAUUGAUCGCUUGGUGUAUUGGUACUUGCGCUGGAAUGUUCACGUCGGAGGUGCAAUUCGGUCAUGCUGGAUCGUGUGCCAACUCGGAUCGGGAAACAGCCGCCGCAAAGAACAAGGCGCUGACUGAUGCUGGUGCUCACGUGCCGGAUUCGUUCGACAACCUAGGUGACAUGGUUGAAUCUGUUUACGCCGAUUUGGUCAAGAGUGGAGUGAUCGUCCCAGCGGAAGAAGUUCCACCACCAACCGUCCCAAUGGAUUACUCGUGGGCCCGCGAACUGGGAUUGAUUCGUAAGCCGGCUUCCUUCAUGACAUCGAUCUGCGAUGAACGAGGACAGGAGCUGCUGUACGCUGGCAUGCCAAUCAGUGACGUUCUGCAGAAGAAUGUCGGUAUUGGUGGCGUUGUGUCGUUGCUCUGGUUCCAGCGGUGCCUGCCCCCGUACGUGUGCAAGUUCUUCGAGAUGUGUUUGAUGGUGACGGCCGAUCAUGGACCGGCUGUAUCCGGUGCUCACAACACGAUCGUCUGUGCUCGUGCCGGCAAGGAUCUAGUUUCGUCGGUGGUCAGCGGUUUACUGACAAUUGGUGAUCGAUUCGGUGGUGCUCUGGAUGGUGCUGCUAAGCAGUUCUCCGAAGCUUAUGAUUCCAACCUGCAUCCAAUGGAAUUUGUCAACUCCAUGAGAAAGAAGGGUCAGCUGAUUAUGGGUAUCGGUCACCGCGUAAAGUCGAUCAACAAUCCGGACAUCCGAGUUAAGAUCAUCAAGGAGUUUGUCAUGGAAAACUUCCCGACCAAGCCGCUGCUGGAGUAUGCUCUGGAGGUGGAGAAAAUCACCACCAGCAAGAAACCGAACCUGAUCCUGAACGUGGAUGGUGUCAUUGCGACCUGCUUCGUCGAUAUGCUGCGAAACUGCGGUUCCUUCACAAGCGAGGAAGCCCAGGAGUACAUCAACAUCGGUGCUAUCAACUCACUGUUCGUGUUGGGUCGCAGCAUCGGUUUCAUCGGUCACUACAUGGAUCAAAAGCGCCUGAAGCAGGGUCUGUACCGUCACCCGUGGGAUGACAUCUCCUACGUGCUACCAGAGCAGUACAACUAAAUUUAGAACAUGACGACUGACGGCACUUGGAGUGUGUAUAACCAACCAACUAUCGUGAAAAGAGAACAGGGCUUCAAGUCUGAUGGCCUGAUAUAGCACAACGGAGAGAUGUCUGUAUUUCUAUUUUGUUUUACUCGUUCACACGUUGAUGUGAACAGCUACAGCUUAAUUGACAAAGGUACGGGAAACCACCUUCAGCAUGCGAGAUCCACCCAAGGGAUCCCCACAAAACAGAAUCUCGUUCAAGCGGUAGAUUAAGAGAAACGAUGGAAUUUCCCGAUUACACAUCCAACUCAUUCCAUUUGUUAGUUUCAGUUUCCAAUUUCCCUACUUUUCCCCCAGAGUUGCUUCCAUACACCUUCCCUCUUUCCAACUGUUAGAUCAAACGCUCAGCCUGAUGAUGCAUUUACCACUUUUUGUGAAACAAAUCAAACACUAUCCCGUUAAAGACAUCCAUCACAAGUUUUACCUUUAAAUAAUCAUGGCGAUGGCAAUUUCGAAUCGCCAUAUAAAAUAAAAAAAAGAAGCAGCAACCUUAAAAAAAGAUGACAUUACUAUUUGAAAUGCAAAAAAAAAACGAGAAUGCAUAUUAAAAUCGAUAACUGCAGCAAAUCUAUUUAAAUCCAAAUCAAAUUUAAGUUAUUUCCCUAUCUGUAAGAUGAUAAUUAAGUGUAAAAAUUCAGUUCUAUUACUAUCACUGACGAAAAAAAAAAAAAUUGUGACUAAAAGAUUGCUUUCAAUUUUAAUCGGCAAAACCUAUACUUUUAAGCUUAUAUUUUCAUUGAGUGGGAUUCUUGCAUGAAAGCGAUAUACAUUCUUUAGUGAUUUAACGACGAGGAUUAAGAUAAGAUGUAAUUUUUGUUCGCAAUGGUCUAUGAUAAUGUAUCUUUUGUUGAUUCCAUUUCAUUUUCCUCACUUCUCCUUCAUUUAAUUUUGUUUUCUGAUUUCUCUACAAUUCAGUUCGCCCUAGUUCAUUUCAACUUCAUAGGAGAAUCAAAUUCUUUUUUUUUUGUCUGUAUUUGCGUUGUAAAAGAAUCAUUAAUUUUUACAGUUUUAUUGUAAUAAACUGAUGAACUAUUCUCUUUG
This is a messenger RNA of Ochlerotatus camptorhynchus, 5032 nucleotides long. It is a transcript of the gene ATPCL, whose product is annotated as ATP-citrate synthase. The transcript has 12 exons. The record is from RefSeq and is a predicted model, not a curated record. Gene Ontology annotation, biological process: fatty acid biosynthetic process; citrate metabolic process; acetyl-CoA biosynthetic process. Gene Ontology annotation, molecular function: ATP citrate synthase activity. Gene Ontology annotation, cellular component: cytosol. Lineage: Eukaryota; Metazoa; Arthropoda; Insecta; Diptera; Culicidae. Bases 575 to 3946 code for a protein of 1123 amino acids.